Molecule: messenger RNA, 1272 nt
Organism: Marchantia polymorpha subsp. ruderalis
Lineage: Eukaryota; Viridiplantae; Streptophyta; Marchantiopsida; Marchantiales; Marchantiaceae
Source: the annotation of a GenBank genome assembly
AUGGGAUCACACGCACUCGAUAGCUGCAUUCAUCGCCUGCCACCGGCUUAUCCGGUCGCCCUCGGCUUGGACUCCUCUUGCAAGCAAUGCAACGCCGAGGCCGACGCAGUUCCCACUGGGACGACGGUCCUGUCACGCGGUCGUCAACUGCCGACGUGGUUGGAUUUCGCCUUCUGCAAUUACCAUCUGUCGCUGAUUGCAUACGAUCGAUUCGUUAGCGUCGUCGCUGUACAGUCAGUCAGUCCUCUUUGUCACGAGCAAGUUGGUAGCUGUGCCACAAUUGAGGAUCGUGUUUCGUGGUCAAAGGAAGUGGGUUGGCACUGUUCUGUUCGUUCGGGACCGAUGCCUCCCGUGGACACAAAGAAUGAUCAGACUCGGAAUUCGAAAUCGCACAAUACACCGGUCACAGUUGGACGUUCGCUGGUGCAGCUGCAUGAGACUCAUGAAUACCGUUCGAGUUCCGUUGCUCGUAUCGGAGGGAGGAACGCUAGCGUCCGGCCCAGUUCCCUGACCGGGCUUGCGAUCGGGACUCCCGUCGAGGAAAGAAAGCGCGGGCAGCACCAGCUUCAGCACAGCAGCCUGACGGCGGGGGGCACAGAAGAGUGCGGUGGACGGCCGUCAGUGGGCACCGGGACGACCGGAGCGACCCCAGGCCUCGGACCGGAGCGACCGAGUCGGAGGGAAAGAGCGGCCCGAGAAGUGCUCGUCCUUUUACGCUACAGAAAGCGAACAUUCUGCAGCCGAGAGGCAACGCGCCAGUGCGCAGGACGCGAGGCCAGGCGCGGAGCGGGGGACGGGAGCGGAGCUGCAGCAGCAGCAGCGGAAGCCGUUGUGCGAUCGAUCUCGUCGAGGAGUGGAUCGGCAGGGGAGCGUGCGGAGCAACGGGCGAGGAGCUCAAUUGAGCGAGCGAGGGAGGAAUUAGAAGGGGCCGGGGCCCGAGGGAGGCCAGUUUCUCCGUGUGCUUGCUGCUGCAGCAGCUGUGGUGCAAUUGCCUCUCGUCGAGGGCGCUCUGCACUGUCUUCUGCUGCUGCUGCUGCUGCUGCGGGCGUCUUUAGGGCGGGAAGACGAUGUUAUGACGUUCCGGUUGGAGGGGAGCCGGAAUUCUCAUUGCAGGAAACGCGAGCCGCGGGGGCCGAGGAGGUGUGUGUUGGUGGUGGUGGUGGUGGUGGUCUGAGAAUGGUGGUUCUUCGUGGUGGUCUGGGCAAGUUCCGCUGUGGUUCUCGACGUCCUUCCCACACUGUUUCUAGUCUUGUCAGUUCUUCUUCUUCGUAG